Messenger RNA from Spirodela intermedia, 874 nucleotides. Lineage: Eukaryota; Viridiplantae; Streptophyta; Magnoliopsida; Alismatales; Araceae. The record is from the annotation of a GenBank genome assembly.
AUGCUGGAGACCCGAUUAACUGAAGAACACAGCGGUGCUUCAAAAAACUGCAGAAAAGAUAGAAUUAAACCGGGUGGAACUCGACAGGAGGCUGAGGUAAAUGACGGACCAGGUAUAGAAAACAAAAGAAAUCCCAAAUAACUGAAAUCUAACAACUGCAUGAUGCCCAGCGUACCAAAUAAUAGAAAAAAAAUAAUCCUCGAAUGUUGAAUUGAAUCAAGAAAUGAUGGAAUAAUCUCAGAGCACGUCAGCAGUACUGAAUUCUGGAUACUCACCAGUCUAGAGCCGUGAUGAUAACCCCCACCCAGAGGGGAAUCAGGCCAUUGCUCAGAAUUUUAAUGGCUAUGGCACUCCCGAUUACUUCCUGAAUGUCAGCGCCAAUCAGUGCCACCUCCGCCAUGAACCAUAGAAGCAGCCGAGCCCACCGAGGGUACUCCUCUCUGCACAGCUCCGCCAGGUGCCGCCCCGUGGCCACGCCAAGCCGGGCAGAGAGGAGCUGGAUCAGAAGCCCCAUGGCUGUUGCCCACAUAAGAAGCCAAAGCAGGGAGUACCCGGCGAUGGCCCCAGCCUGGAGAUCCCCCUCCAGGUUACCGGGGUCCAGGAACGCAACGCUCAUCAGGAAUCCCGGCCCCGUGAACAGCCACAGCUUCCGCCACGAGAAGGGCGGGGCGGCGUCGCCCGAGCAACCCAACCCGUCAUCGGAAUCCGAGAUCUGGACGACAAUCUUCUCUUUCUGGUCGUAGGCCCUCUCCUCUUCAUCGUCUUCCUCCUCCUCCGCUUCCGGGGGUCGUACCGGGAGCAGGCUGUUCUCCUCCCCGUCCCCUUCCUUCCUUGGAGUACCCAUGCCCGGUUCUCGCGACCCAGUGGACGAUGA